AUGUCUUUAGAUGAAAUGGAUAGAUUUAUCAGUAAUGAUACCGUUUCCCUUUGUGUCAAAUUUGAAAUUCAAGAAUCUAUCAUAGAUGCAUUACCCGAAAUUGUCAAUCCUUUUAAUAAGCUAGUUAACUCUCCAAAAUUUUCUGAUAUAACUUUCCGUGUAACUGAUGAUUAUGGACGAGAUAAGUUAUUUUAUGCUCAUAAGGGAAUUCUUGCUAGUUCAUCACCAGUAUUCGAAGCAAUGUUGACAAAUGGAAUGAGAGAGACUUUUGAAGAUGAAAUUCACUUAAGCCAAACAAAUCAUUCAGCUUUUCUUGCUUUACUCACUUUUAUAUAUACUUUUAAAGUCAAUAACACUUCAUUGAACAAUGCUGAAAAUUUAUUAGCUUUGGCCGAUAAAUUUGCUAUUAUCCCCGUUCGGGAAGAAUGUUUACGUUAUUUCCGCUUGGAAAUGAAUACUGAGAAUGUAUGGGGAAUUUGGGCAAUUGCUGAAAAAUUUUCAUGUGCUAAAACCUCAACUACAUGUCGGGAUUUUGUUGCUCUUAAUCUGGAUACUCUAUUGGAUAAGCAAUCGACACUUUGUGCUGAUCCAAACAUUCUCUGCCUCGCUCUCGAAAAUGAUGAAGCUAAUGUAACUUCUGAAGAAAAGAUUUAUGAACUUGUUGUUCGAUGGGCAAAUUAUUCAUGCACCAAUGAUUCAUCCAGUAAAUUAUCAACUAGAAAAACUUCUUCCAAGAGCAUAAAAGUUGAUGCUUUAUCAUCUACUCCAUCCUCCUCAUCAUCUGCUUCCAUGCUUUCAGAACUUCCAAAAGAUGCCGGUGAUUCCAGUGACAGAUUGGCAGCUCUUCCAUCUUUGCUAAAAUGUGUUCGAUUCCCAGUGAUGCAAAAACGUUAUAUUGUUGAAAAAGUUGAGGGAAAUGCAACUGUUAUGUCCGCCGAAAUUAUGAAAGAUCUU
Molecule: messenger RNA, 954 nt
Organism: Racocetra fulgida
Lineage: Eukaryota; Fungi; Glomeromycota; Glomeromycetes; Diversisporales; Gigasporaceae
Source: the annotation of a GenBank genome assembly